This is a messenger RNA of Gymnodraco acuticeps, 2541 nucleotides long. It is a transcript of the gene samd12, whose product is annotated as sterile alpha motif domain containing 12. The transcript has 8 exons. Gene Ontology annotation, biological process: cell surface receptor protein tyrosine kinase signaling pathway. Gene Ontology annotation, molecular function: protein binding. Lineage: Eukaryota; Metazoa; Chordata; Actinopteri; Perciformes; Bathydraconidae. The coding region runs from base 372 to 1280 and encodes 302 amino acids. The record is from RefSeq and is a predicted model, not a curated record. Gene Ontology annotation, cellular component: cytoplasmic side of plasma membrane.
UUGUUUUGAAAUCACUUCGGUGAGUUUCGCCCCGCCUCUCGCUCCAAGGACCAUUUGACCAUUUAGUAAGAAAGCGCUGCGCCUCCACUUCCCAGGAUGCUUUGAGGCGCGGCGGCGGCGGCUGCAGCUGUGUGCGCUCCGGCUUGCCCGCAGCAAAGUGAUGAUAACACGCCAAACAAGGUACAAUGCGAGAGCGUUCACUUUGAUAUUUCUCUGUGGAGUAGCAGCGCUAUGGCUGUCGAAGAUAAUAAUCGUGCGCUCAGCUUGUUCCACCACAAGACCAGUCCGGUUGAGGCUGCUCCUCUGGCGUGGUGUGCCCGUGAUGGUCAGUAACUCGCUCCAGACAGUAGAGGUGGGAAAAGUGACUCGGGAUGCUCGGUCAAUCUCCUCACCUUAUCGGGGGCAUCUUGUGGAUCAAGAAUCCAAUGAGAGCUGUUCACUGCAACCUGAGCCAGAAUGGCAUUGACCACCAGAUGUGCCCGGAGGACAUGACGUCACAGCCGGAGGAGGAGUCGGUGGACGCAGGGUCUCUGCUGCUUGACGACGACAGCCCGAGCUACCAGGACGUCAGCCCCCUCAUGUACCAGCGUCGCGCGCCGCCACAGCGCUCCGUCUCCGAGUCUGAGCUGUCACGGCCAGGAUAUGUGAAGCUCUCUAAGCCGGUGGCCCUGUGGACCCAGCAGGACGUGUGCAAAUGGCUGAAGAAACACUGUCCCAAUCAGCACCAGAUCUACAGCGACUCCUUCAAACAGCACGAUAUCACAGGGCGAGCUCUGAUGAGAUUGACAGACAGAAAGCUGGAAAGAAUGGGCAUCAUGCAGGAAGCCCAGAGGCAGCACAUCCUGCAGCAGGUCCUGCAGCUCCGCGUCCGCGAGGAAGUCCGGACCCUUCAACUCCUCACACAAGGGCGCCCAGAAAAUAAACACCGUCUUGAGCCAGAUCUCCCUGUUGGCCGACGCGUACACAUAUCGCUGGCUGCCCAUACUCCAUUUGGAGGUCGUGUUUUAGGACCGCCAGUGCAGAUGUUGGAGUGUAGCCAAUUUCAAAGAGCCCUCUUCUCUGGAGUGCACCCCAUCUUCACCAUAAACCGACAGAGGACGACUACCCAGUCAAAAAAAGAGAACGAGGACAUCCACCGCCUUGGCCCCAGAACAUCUGCCCAAUAUGUGAUCGCCAGGAACAAUCUCAGCCCUCUAUCACCUUUGGUCUUCAUCUUUAUCCGAUCUGGGGGAAAAAACUCUUCUUCCAAGCCACUUCUGAGAAGCUCCCACAGGUUCUGACUCGCAGUCCAAAUACUCCUUACAGCUUCCUGGAAUCUGACCAAUAGUUUCCAUUGCAGGCGUACCGUCUCCAUUAAUUUCUGACCUUUCCAGAAAGACCUUCACGAGCCCUCUCACGCUAUAACUCCCCCACACUCCUCUCAGAAACACUCCCUUUUCCUCAAGAUACACUCAGCCAAGCCCUUCCAACAACAAUUCAGACCCAAGAUUUAACAUUUGCCUUGACUGGCUUUCCUUAAAGCGUUGUUACACGAGAUAAUCUCUGCAUUAUACGUGAUUAAUAGACAUUUUCAUGUGUGUGCUUAUUGGCUUUAAGGGAAACCUACCCUACCCUUACAGUAAAAAGUAAAGUUUCUAAUCCACUCCUACAUGCAAACUUAGUCUAUCUACUGUUCGUGUUAUCUUAGGUCCUUCAUUGUACCGAAGUGUGUAUUUCCUCCCAUGAGUACUAUUUGUGCUUGUGCUGAGCUUCUGCCUUACUGAGAAUGUUCAGUAGUUGCAAAAUAAUGACUAUACACAACAAUACUCCUCUCCGUCCCUAAUUCUUCCUCUUCAUCUCUUGCCGACCCACAAUUGUAAACGUAUGACCAAUUAACACAACCAUUGUGUGUUUAUGUGCUCUCAUUCUGUGCAUAGGUUCUGUAAAAUAUGUCCUGGUGAAGUAUCCAUAUCGCUGCCCACUUUUUUCCCUCUAUAUAUAUUGUGGAUCACUUAGGGUAGACAUUAUCCCUGAGAGAAACUUCACUGUGAAAACAAACAACAGUUGGGGAAUAAACAAUGAACCUGGCAUCACAUUAGGUACGGUUGAGUUGGCUCCUCAGAAAUGAACGCCAUCGUUAUGAAAAGCAAUCUGAAGGAGAUGAAGCAAAAAACGGGAUGAACUGAAGGAAAUUCCCUUGGUGUCCCUAAAAGCACUGUGUUAGUAGGUAAACCGGGAGAAAGGGAGUGGCUGAGAGGAGAAAAGGAACAGGCACAGCAGAAGGGCUUCGAGAUGUUUCCACUUGAAACUCUGUACUGCUAAUGAAGAGAGAAAGAGAAGAAAGACACAUCACAGAUAACAAAAGAAGAAGCUUUUUCAUAUCCUCCCCUCUGUUUGCUGACUCUUUUAUUGCUUUGUCUGCUUUCCAUCUCAUAGCUUGAAACCAUUUUUAGAUGAGAUGUAUUGAAAAUAGUCUAGAAAGGAGACGUGCUGUGCGCAAAAGCUCAUCAUAAAAAUGUUGUCUCUUUCAGUCUAUUAGAAAAAUACAAUAUAUUCUAUUCA